Messenger RNA from Fonsecaea erecta, 1422 nucleotides. RefSeq lists its product as hypothetical. Bases 1 to 1422 code for a protein of 473 amino acids. The record is from RefSeq and is a predicted model, not a curated record. NCBI's taxonomy places the organism in Eukaryota, Fungi, Ascomycota, Eurotiomycetes, Chaetothyriales, Herpotrichiellaceae. The transcript is spliced from 2 exons.
AUGGAUCUAGCGGCCCUUGCCGCCGUCCAGCCCUCUCGUCCAGAAGGCCAACCUCAAGCCAAUAUUCAUGUGAUCGGAGCCCAACAAGUCAACCCGAACAAGCGUCGACGUACGGGCAGAGGAUCAUCUCAAGGCAACUCGAAACGAACGAAGUGCAGCCGCCUCAGCAGCAGCGAACCUCACUAUCCACCCGCUUUCUGGGACAAUCUAUCCUGCAUACAUUUACAAGAAGACGCUUUGGAAGAGUUGGAACGAAGGAACAGACAAGUACCCGGAACGCGCGACUGUUUUCAUCUUUCAGAUACUGCGCUUCCUGAGAAACGAUCUGCGCUGCUUUCCCUUGACCAUUGCGUGCCCGACCACCUCAGAGAACUGGAACAGCUUGCCAGCGCCGGCGGGCCAGACCUGUCAGCCCUGAGAGGCUUUCGAGCAGCCAUAGACCCUCAAAUGCCCUGGGUGAUCUCGGUCCACCCUGAAUCUCGCAGCCACACGUCUGAUUCGAACCCCGCGUCGACCUCGCAGCCAACCGAGAGCACCGGGCCCUAUUCCCGCAACUUCCAGCAGAACCUCCUCGACGGCGCAGUCUACCCGCCGGGGUAUAAGUUUUCCAACGGUCGCCUACCCAACAAACCACACAAUUGGGAGGUCAUCAAUACAAGAUUGAAAGAGCGACGGGGGUCUCUGUCGUCGUCAACAUUCUCGGAGGCAGAGCAUACAGACUUUGUGCAGAGGAAUGACGAUGCUGCGAAGAAGAAGCAGGUGAUCACAUCCGUUAUACCAAUAAUUGAGGGUUGCGACCAUAAAUGCGUGUGCAGGGAUGUCCCAUUCACAAACCUGGACCAUCUCACGGACGGGACACUCGCCCCUGGCCGUCCAGACAUCUGUUACGGUGCGCGUCCCGAACAACUAGAUCGACGCGUCCUGGAUGAGUUGAGUAAGUCUAUCGUUCCAUCGACACAAGAUGAGAAUCUGCCCGUCGUCCCGAAUUUCUUCCUUGCCGUAACAAGUCCGAGUGGCCUUUUCUCGACGGCGCUCCGGCAGGCUACCUAUGACGGCGCCCUCGGGGAGCGAGGUGUCCUCCGCCUAUUAUCAUUUGGGGAAACCGCGGACCCCGUCUUUGACAAUAAUGCCCAUACCAUUUCGUCGAUAUAUCUUCAUGGAAUGCUUACCUUGUACACCGUCUACUCGUCCCCGUCGGCUGGUCCUGGUAGUCGGCCCGCAUACUUUAUGCAUCAAUUGAGAUCGUUCGCCAUGCACGACUCGCCUGAAACAUUCCGCGCAGGAGCCACUGCGUACAGAAAUGCUCGGGAUUGGGCCGAAGAGCAAAGAGAUGCGGCUAUCAAGCAAUCGAACGAACGGGUAAAUGACAGGCAAAGGACCGCACUUGCGGCCGAGACGACGACCGUCGAGCAAAAAAUGUAA